Molecule: messenger RNA, 774 nt
Organism: Aspergillus melleus
Lineage: Eukaryota; Fungi; Ascomycota; Eurotiomycetes; Eurotiales; Aspergillaceae
Exons: 2
Coding region: 1-774 (257 amino acids)
Source: RefSeq, a predicted model, not a curated record
AUGGUCAUCGGUCUAUUAACAAUAGCCGCCAUCCCAACGGUAACAGGCGUGUCGCUGGCCACCAGCGAACAGCGCAAAGCCAACCAGCGCAAGGAAGACGAGCGGCGCAUGCGGAAAUUCCACAUCGACGUGGAAAGCGCUGGAGAGACACAAGAGGACAGCGAGGUGAAUGGGAAACGGUUCGUGGUGAGGGAUGAGAAAGUCUAUCUGGACGAUCCCGAAGAAUCGAAUCGCACAACUCCCUCCCAUACCACGCAAGCGUUUUACAUCGAAUACCCCGAGCUGGAUCAUAUGAAACACCUGGACCGAGGGUAUGGACUUGUCACCAGUGUGACACACAUCCCGCCUCUACUGCAUUGGAUCUACGCGGACAAGGAGACACACCAACUCAAGUACGGAAACCGCUCGGGGAGUGCGGAGCAUAUUGUUGGACCAUGGGACUGGACGGACGAAGAGACGACGAUCACGCUGGAAGGCAACCGGCAAUUUGUCGCGGUGCAGGAAGAGGACGGGGCGUGGGCCAUAUACUUUGAUCGAGACCGAGACGAUCUGGAGGGCGUGCUCGAAGAACAGGGGAAACUGGAUAAUGCGUUUGCGCCGAUCAAACUGAAGAAAUCGAUGGUUCCGCAGGCCGUGCUGGAUCUACAAGAGGCGAAGCUGGAGAAAUUCAAGCAGCUUCAGGCGGCCUAUGCGGCGCAGCAAUUGAGGGCUGCUCAGCAAGCAAAAGCGCAGCAGGCUCAACAAGAGCAACAAGGGCAGAGUGAUGAAACAUGA